This is a messenger RNA of Ricinus communis (castor bean), 1494 nucleotides long. RefSeq names its product photosystem I chlorophyll a/b-binding protein 6, chloroplastic. The record is from RefSeq and is a predicted model, not a curated record. Lineage: Eukaryota; Viridiplantae; Streptophyta; Magnoliopsida; Malpighiales; Euphorbiaceae. Gene Ontology annotation, cellular component: membrane. The transcript has 5 exons. Gene Ontology annotation, biological process: photosynthesis, light harvesting in photosystem I; response to light stimulus. The coding region runs from base 232 to 1125 and encodes 297 amino acids.
UCUUGCUAAUAUGUAAAUCUAAGGACAGUUCAGUGAUUCAUUGCACUCCAGUUAGCAAUAGGCUAAGCUCUUCUUGCAAAGAAUAAAGAUCAAAUUUUGAGAUCUCAGGCAGUUGGGACAAAGCCACCAAAGGCAAGAAAAGCGUAACCCCAAAUUCUCAUUCUCUAUCCUUUACAUGUGUCAAAGUACGAUUGGUUCCUUUUCUUCGGGUACCAAGCAGAACAGUCAUCCAUGUAUAUACUUCGAGUGGAUAAGCCCAGAAGGAAGCCCCUUAAAUUAACAGACGUAACAGCCACCAAACUGCACAAAGUACUUUUGGAUUGGUCAUUCAUGGCUCUAACCAUUGCCUCUUCUUCAUUGUCAAGCCUUCUAUCCAGUACCAGGGAAAUACCUCAAAAAGCUUUUAUAAGGAAAAUUGGAACAUGCCAAGUAGGGAAAGCUAAAGUGAAGCUGAAUGCAACUAAAGGUGGGGUUUCAACUGUCUGUGAACCACUUCCUCCAGAUAGACCACUGUGGUUCCCUGGCAGUUCACCUCCUGAAUGGCUUGAUGGAAGUCUUCCUGGAGAUUUUGGCUUCGACCCUCUUGGAUUAGGGUCUGAUCCAGAAUUGCUGAAAUGGUUUGCACAAGCCGAACUAAUGCACAGCAGGUGGGCAAUGCUUGCAGUGGCAGGAAUUCUCAUUCCAGAAUGGCUUGAAAGCCUAGGCUUCAUAGAGAAUUAUAAUUGGUUUGAUGCUGGUGCUAGGGAAUAUUUUGCAGAUCCAACAACCUUGUUUAUAGUGCAGUUAGUCUUGAUGGGUUGGGUUGAGGGAAGAAGAUGGGCAGAUAUGAUUAAGCCAGGGUGUGUUGACAUAGAGCCUACAUUACCAAACAAAACUAAACCAAAGCCAGAUGUUGGCUACCCGGGUGGGUUAUGGUUUGAUCCCUUGAUGUGGGGUAGAGGUUCUCCAGAGCCCGUAAUGGUGUUAAGGACUAAGGAGAUUAAGAAUGGGCGUCUUGCUAUGCUAGCGUUUGUUGGCUUCUGCUUUCAGGCCGUUUAUACUGGCGAAGGCCCUAUUGAAAACCUGAUGGCUCACAUUGCAGAUCCUGGUCAUUGCAAUAUAUUCUCUGCUUUCACAUCUCAAUGAUGGCGAGGGCAUGCUCAGAGGACUGGUAUUGCAAGAAAGUUCCAAACAGAUAGCCAGGGCCUGUGUACAUAUUGACUGAUUUUCUUGGUUAUGAGUGGAUGAUAACUUGCAAAACAAGAGUAGGAAGCCCUGUUAGACAUAUGUUCUGAACUUAUUUUUCGGAUAAUUCUCAGAGUUUCAUCUUGGCAAUGUCUACCUAUAGAAUGAGCCGAUUAAUUGACAGGUCAGGUCCAAUUACUGAUUAUCAAUUAUAUCACUCAAAAUACAUCUUUGAUCUGUUGAGUAAUGUAUUGAUCAUACGAUGUAUCUAGCUUAUUCUGUCAGGAGCCCCGAAAUACUAUUUUUUUUUUUAUUUGAAGUUGAACAACA